AAGGAUUUAAAUUUGCUUUAAUAGAGUUCUGUGUUAAUAGCACUUAAUAAUUUGAAAUUAACCUCUGACAUUUGAUCACAAUCCAAAGUUCACUUCGCUGAUUCUCUACAUUGUGAUAAAAGAAAUUUGUCGAAUUUUCUAAUAAAUUUCGAUAAGGAAAUCCUAUUAUUGCAUCAUAUCCAAUUCCAGGUUUAUCAAAUCUACAACAAAACAUGCCAUUUACUGUAAAAUGUUGAAAUCGAAAUUUCUUUACAACUGUGCCCUCCAAAUAAGAAAGAUGAGUUCCAAUGCGUCUUGUAGCCGUUUAACUGGAAGAGUAGCUGUUAUUACAGCCUCAACAGAUGGUAUUGGUUUGGCUAUAGCUCGUAGAUUAGCUAGGGAAGGUGCUAAAGUAGUCGUGAGUAGCAGAAGGGCUACAAAUGUUGAAAAAGCAGUUAACGACUUGAAACAGGAAGGCUUGAAUGUAACAGGGGUUGUAUGCCAUGUUGCUAAGGCUGAAGAUAGGAAGAAACUCUUCGCUGAAUCGGAAAAGUUGGGAGGAUUAGACAUAUUGGUGUCUAAUGCAGCUGUGAACCCAGAAAUCGGUGGAGUUUUGGACGCAAGUGAAUCAGCUUGGGAUAAGAUUUUUGAUGUGAACUUGAAAGCUUCCUAUCUCUUGGCCAAGGAAGCUUUGCCGCAGUUGAGAAAAAGCAAGUUCGGUAGGAUAGUUUUCAUUUCUACCAUAUCUGCCUAUGUGCCACUAGAUGUUUUAGGUGUCUAUUCUGUAAGUAAGACAGCUCUUUUGGGUUUAACGAAGGCAGCAGCAAAUCAAUUGGCACCCGAAAAUAUCACAGUGAAUUGUGUGGCACCAGGGGUGAUAAAAACUAGAUUUGCCACAACUUUAACAGAAUCUGAUGAAACUAGAAAACAAGUUUUAGAUAAAAUACCUCUGGGAAGGUUAGGAGUACCUGAAAAUAUUAGUGGGGUUGUUGCGCUUUUGGUCUCUGAUGAUGGCUCUUACAUAACUGGAGAAACUAUCGUAGCAGCAGGAGGCAUGACCUCCCAUUUGUGAAGAGCUCACUUCAAUACUUGCAAUUUAUAUAAUUUUACAGAGUAUUAAAUAUGCUCAAUUAUAUUUUAUAUAUCAAAUAAGUUGAUGAGAUUUAUACAGAUUAUUAUUUUUUCACAGUAUGGCACUUUAAUAAAACCAUAAAGAAAUUGA
Harmonia axyridis is the source of this 1201-nucleotide messenger RNA. RefSeq names its product dehydrogenase/reductase SDR family member 4 (gene Dhrs4). Gene Ontology annotation, molecular function: carbonyl reductase (NADPH) activity. NCBI's taxonomy places the organism in Eukaryota, Metazoa, Arthropoda, Insecta, Coleoptera, Coccinellidae. The record is from RefSeq and is a predicted model, not a curated record. The coding region runs from base 230 to 1051 and encodes 273 amino acids. The transcript has 3 exons.